AUGGGAGCUAGAGAAAGCAAAUUAAGGAAAUGGAUUAGUGGUGGAAAUGGUCACUACAAACGUAUACAAGGUCCUAUGUUGUUGGCACCAAAAGGUUAUGUUCCAAUAUGUGUUGGAACAAAUGAAGACACUUGUAGGAGAUUUAUGGUUCACACAAGAGCACUUGGUGAUGCAUUUUUUUGUGAAUUGUUGGGUAAGUCUGAGGAGGUAUAUGGGUUUAGUAAUGAAGGGGUUUUGAGGAUUCCAUUUGAACCACAAGAUUUUGAGGAGUGGUUUAUUGGAAGGUCCAACACAAAGAUUAAAAUUAAGAAGAGAAUGGUAAUACCAACUUGA
Molecule: messenger RNA, 333 nt
Organism: Trifolium pratense (red clover)
Lineage: Eukaryota; Viridiplantae; Streptophyta; Magnoliopsida; Fabales; Fabaceae
Product: auxin-responsive protein SAUR40-like
Exons: 1
Coding region: 1-333 (110 amino acids)
Biological process (GO): response to auxin
Source: RefSeq, a predicted model, not a curated record